Molecule: messenger RNA, 1418 nt
Organism: Syngnathoides biaculeatus (alligator pipefish)
Lineage: Eukaryota; Metazoa; Chordata; Actinopteri; Syngnathiformes; Syngnathidae
Gene: bub3
Product: BUB3 mitotic checkpoint protein
Exons: 7
Coding region: 213-1181 (322 amino acids)
Biological process (GO): mitotic spindle assembly checkpoint signaling
Cellular component (GO): mitotic checkpoint complex; bub1-bub3 complex; kinetochore
Molecular function (GO): ubiquitin binding
Source: RefSeq, a predicted model, not a curated record
UUGGUUUCAGCCAAUCAGCAGCAGCUUCAAAGCUGUCGCCUUCCGGAGUCGGACAAAAGCAGUUAGCCGAGUGCACACCAUUCCGUGGAUAUUUACGUGGUCUUUGCUCAGAAUCUGCGCAAAGAACCUAAAUUAAUCUAAAUGAAAAUAUCUUUUUCUCUGUGAAGCGUUUUCAAUAUACUUGCAAAGUGGAAGUUGGUGACGCCACGACCAUGGUCUCCAGUGAGUACAAACUGAACCAGGUGCCAGAAGAUGGCAUCACCGCCGUCAAGUUCAGCCCCAGCAACGGAAACUUCCUGCUGGUGUCCUCCUGGGACUGCACGGUCCGAUUGUAUGACGUGGUGGCCAACAACAUGCGCAUGAAGUACCAACACACUGCGCCUGUUCUAGAUUGUGCUUUUUAUGACCCGACGCAUGCUUGGAGUGGAGAUUUGGAUACUAAUUUAAAAAUGCACGACUUGAACACAGACCAAGACACCAUAGUGGGAAAGCACGAUGCCCCCAUUCGCUGUGUCGAACACUGCCCGGAGGUGAACGUCAUGGUGACGGGCAGCUGGGAUCGGUCAGUCCGACUCUGGGAUCCGAGAGCCCCCUGCAACGCCGGCACCUUCACGCAACCCGAGAGGGUGUACACCAUGUCUGUGGCGGGCGACCGGCUGAUCGUCGGCACGGCAGGCAGACGCGUGCUGGUGUGGGACUUGAGGAAUAUGGGCUACGUGCAGCAGAGGAGAGAGUCCAGUCUCAAGUUUCAGACCCGCUGCAUCCGAGCCUUCCCAAACAAACAGGGCUACGUCUUGAGCUCCAUCGAGGGUCGUGUGGCCGUGGAGUACCUGGACCCUAAUCCGGAAGUCCAGAAGAAGAAGUAUGCCUUCAAGUGCCACCGACUGAAGGACGGCGUGGAGCAAGUCUACCCCGUCAAUGCCAUCUCCUUUCACAGCGUGCACAACACCUUUGCGACAGGCGGUUCUGAUGGCUUCGUCAACAUUUGGGACCCGUUCAACAAGAAGCGCCUGUGCCAGUUCCACCACUACCCGACCAGCAUCGCGUCGCUGGCCUUCAGCAGCGACGGCGGCCUGAUCGCCAUCGCCGCGUCCUACAUGCACGAGAUGGGCGACGUGGUCCAUCCGGAAGACGCAGUCUUCAUCCGCCACGUCACCGACGCCGAGACCAAGCCCAAGUGAGCUACCCUGAUCUUUGCCUCUCCACUUUUCAACAUCCAAUAUCAACAUUUGGUUGCCUCCAUUUCUUUCUUUUUUUUUUUUUUUUUUUUUGAAGCCUUUAUCUACUGGCAUCCAGUGUAACUUUUAUUGAAAGUUGUAUUUCUGUCACUGUUGUUGGGCUUCUUCUGCUGUGCGCAUCUGUUUUUGUCUGUAAUGCCUUCGUUUCUUUAAUAAAUAAAAAAACAUUGCUCAUUUUUA